Molecule: messenger RNA, 554 nt
Organism: Venturia canescens
Lineage: Eukaryota; Metazoa; Arthropoda; Insecta; Hymenoptera; Ichneumonidae
Product: putative peptidyl-tRNA hydrolase PTRHD1
Exons: 3
Coding region: 131-490 (119 amino acids)
Molecular function (GO): peptidyl-tRNA hydrolase activity
Source: RefSeq, a predicted model, not a curated record
UUAUUCUGGAGUAGUUCUACUGGUUCUACUUAGCUCUACUACAGUGAAGCAGUAUUCUGUCAUCUCCGUGAUUUCGUACACUACUCUCGUGUUAAAACAUUCAAUUAUUAUUGACCCGCAUAUCAUCUCAAUGUCAGGUAUCGUUCAAUAUGUGGUGAUUAGAGGAGAUUUGACGAAAACAAUGCAGUGGCCUGUCGGAGCCAUCGUGGCACAAGCUUGUCACGCUUGUACAGCUGUAACGCAUCUUUUCUAUGACGAUGAGCACACUCAGGGUUACCUCGCUGACCUUGACAAUAUGCACAAAGUUGUCCUCGAAGCCCCCAAUGAAUCGAGUUUACGAGAAUUAAAUGAGAAACUCGAAGAGGACAAAGUUGACCACAAACUGUGGAUCGAGCAACCCGAAAACAUUCCUACGUGUUUAGUUGCCAAGCCUUAUCCGAAGGAAGACGUACAAAAAUACUUCAGAAAGUUUAAACUUUUCAAAAAUUGAUACACUCUGUAAUCGAUUUUUAUUCAUAAUAAAUAAUGAUGAGAAAAAAAUGAUCGAAAAAAUA